Molecule: messenger RNA, 898 nt
Organism: Chaetomium fimeti
Lineage: Eukaryota; Fungi; Ascomycota; Sordariomycetes; Sordariales; Chaetomiaceae
Exons: 2
Coding region: 102-716 (204 amino acids)
Source: RefSeq, a predicted model, not a curated record
UGUACCCUGAAUGCCCUGAUGAAGUGACUAUCUCAAUACCUCUGCACCUCUGAUAACCCGUGUGAAAGAAAAAAAAAAGCGAAAUCUCCCAGACGGAGCGAAUGGAGAGAGAAACAUCUCGCCCAAUAUCGCCGGACAUUCGGCAGCCAACCAGUUUGAUUGCGGGCCCCGACCUCCAACACACCAAACCAGCUCACUUACACAAACACGGUGCUCCACCAUCACACCACCAUGGGGACUAUAUCUAUCCAGCCAAUUGCCAUCUCACACCCCCACGGCGUUCACACCUCACUUGGCUUCGUGAAGCGAGCUACUGUCUGUUUAUUGCGAGAUGUGACGAGACUAUUCCGUACCGGCCAAACACCCUCCCGCUCUCCCACACGUCAAACAAAAGAGCAACUUGCCUGAGACGAGCGCGCAUACCGGGCUGUGUGGUUGAACCCCCCUUUGGUCGGCCCACAUCCGUUUGGCUAGCAUUCGGAUCUCUCGACAUAUCCGGUUCUUCGGGAACUACGCACCUGGUUUCGCGUCUACCGGGCUCUCUUCCCCGGGAGCCGUGCAGGCGACCUAACAAAAGCCUGGCCGCCUUUUGGCUGGGACUGUGGUUCCGCAGCAUGAUUGCAGAACAGGAUCCAAUAAGAAGUUUACAACUUGAAAACCGCUUCACCGCCCCCAUUACGCAAGCUUCACAGCUGAGUUGCCUGCUUCGCAAGUGAUGGUGAAUAUCGCCAUCACCCAACCCAUCACAGUCAAAAGUCUCUACUGGAAUAAACUACCUCGUGUUUGGAUAAGUGUGAAGUCAAGACAGCACGGGCAUUACCGAACUUACCUCAGUCGAGUCGACUGCCACAUUCUGACGGCAUGUGAAGGCAGCUAUGCCCAAGUAUGCCGAAAUAUG